AUUUGCCAAUAACCACAUCGGACACUACAGGCGUAGACGGUGCGCGCCAACCGACCUGGCAGCUAUGUCACUGCGCACGGAACAUUAAACAGCUUCUAUUUAUUUUUUCGCUAUUAUUAAAAGAACUUCUUUAAUUGCCGAAAUGCUGCGGUUGGUGGUAACGUUGGCUCUGGCAGCCGCCAUGGCCAAAUGCGAUGAAGAAAUAAUGAAGAAUUUGACGACAGUCACGUGGGCACACGCUGUCAACAAUAAAGCUUACCUGGAGAAAGCAUUAGCUAGCGAGGUAUCCAUGCUGGAGGCGGACAUCGUACUAGGCCACAUCACGGGCAAGGACGGGCCACCCAUCCCGGUUAUGGCACACCCGCCGGCCACCAGCUCUGACCUGAGCCUGUCCGAAUUCCUGUCCACCGUGAAGCAACACAACAGCCACAGUGCCAAGCAGAAGGGCGUCAAGCUGGACUUCAAGUCUAUUGAGGCGUUUGAGAAGGCGCAAGCCCUUAUCGCUCCGUACAGCAAGCUUGAGGUGUCCUCCUUCCCGCUGUGGUUGAACGCUGACAUCUUGCCUGGUCCAGUGAAGGCCACCACCAAGCCGGUGGAUGCUGACAAGUUCCUGAAGCUGUCCGCGGAGCAUCCUCGCUGUGUCCUCUCAGUGGGCUGGACCACCAACUAUGGCGGCAACAUCACAGAGGGAGAAUACAGCCGCGAACAUAUAGGCACCAUGCUCAGGAAACUUCAUGAGAAUCACAUCAACCAGACUGUCACAUUCCCGGUCCGAGCCGGCAUAGCAUCCAACAGCCAACCAGUACUGCUAGACCUGCUCCGUGAAACGGCAUACCUGAACUCCUCGAUGACAGUAUGGUCGAGCGAAGGCGACCGCGUGGAGGUAGACCGGCUGCGAGCUCUGCUGCUAACCGUAGGCCUGGAGCGAAGCUACCUGGAUGUGCCUAAAGACCUGGCUGAUAGGCUUCACCUCCCGCCCGCCGCUAACGUUAAGAACUAAAUAAAUAUCUAUACGCGA
This is a messenger RNA of Chilo suppressalis (striped riceborer), 1018 nucleotides long. NCBI's taxonomy places the organism in Eukaryota, Metazoa, Arthropoda, Insecta, Lepidoptera, Crambidae. The record is from the annotation of a GenBank genome assembly.